Molecule: messenger RNA, 1377 nt
Organism: Talaromyces atroroseus
Lineage: Eukaryota; Fungi; Ascomycota; Eurotiomycetes; Eurotiales; Trichocomaceae
Exons: 4
Coding region: 1-1377 (458 amino acids)
Biological process (GO): proteasome-mediated ubiquitin-dependent protein catabolic process
Cellular component (GO): nucleus
Molecular function (GO): ubiquitin protein ligase activity; metal ion binding
Source: RefSeq, a predicted model, not a curated record
AUGGGUUCUGUAUCGGCUAGUGCGCGAGAGAGUUCUGUAGUGGCGGAUGCGUCAGGGCUUUUGCAAACGCUCCAAGGACAUGUCGAGGAUAUUCGUGCGCUUUUACAAUGCGGUAUCUGUGUUCGUCCGCUUUACGAGCCAUACACUUUGGCAUGUGGACAUACUUUCUGCUAUGGGUGUCUCACAUCAUGGUUUACGAGCGGGAGAUCGCACAAGACUUGUCCAGAUUGCAGAGCUCAGGUAAAAAUUCAACCAGCGCCAGCCUACUUGGUCAGGACUAUCGUUCAACUAUUUACUAGUCACGCGGAGCUUCUGGAAAAGGACGAAACGACCGCAGAACAUUCAAAGAAUCAACGCGAAGAAGCAGAAAAGCUCGAAGCAGACAAGUCAAACGAAGACCCUAAUACGGGCGGCCUGUUUCAGGGAUUUUUCAAACCAAAGCCUCACCCUGCAGGUCCUAUUUUUGAUACAGAAGACGGGGUAGCAAGGUGUCCGAAUUGUGCCUGGGAGUUAGAAGAGGAUUCCUGCAUGAACUGUGGAUAUCACGUUGAAGAUGGCACCAUGAGUUCGAUGAGCGACUACUCUGAUGACUUGUCGGAUAUGACGGACGAGGAUGAAAAUGAUGAUGAUGAUGAUGAUAACGACGACGACGACGACGAGAAUGACGAGGAGGAAAUGGGAGAUGCCGAUGCUGAUGCGUUUGCAGAUUAUGACGGCGCAUGGGUAGAUGAAUAUCCGCAUGCGAUGCCUUUCAGUUUCCGAGAAAUCCUUAAUGCUGCUCAACAAUUCGCUCCUCACCAACACCACCAUCACCACACACAUCCUUAUCAUCCAUUUCUGGGGCCUCCGGUGCAUAGGAGGCCUCCUUAUAAUUUUGACGGUGAACCGAAUUCUUCUAUAACCCACACCAGUGAGAGUGAAUCAGAAGAAGACGAAGACGAGGACAUGGACUCUUUCAUCGAUGACGAUGAGCCAGGUAUUGACGAUAGUGAAGAGGGAUCGCAUACCGAUCAUUCUACUGUUGUUGGCGAUCACGAUUAUAUGGGAUAUGAUAUCGGAACAGAUACAUCCAGUAUACAUGAGAGCCUAGAAAGCGAAUCAGCCGAGGAUGACGACGGCGAUGACGAUGAUGAUGAGGAUGAGGACGAUCAACCAAUUCGAUCGGCGCCCAUCCGAAGAACGGGCCAGUCUUCGCUUUUUCAAAAUAACCAUAAUCGACCCAUAGGCAGGGGAAGGCACCCCCAACCCUCAUUCGGUCUUCAACGUAACUCUGCCGCCGGGACCUCAGCAAGCAACGCUAUUAAUGUUGAUGAUGACUCGGAAGAUGAAAUGCCAAUUUCGGCGGCAGCAAGGAGAUCAAGGCCAAACAGGCGUUGA